AAGCCAUAGCCAGGUGGAAAGUUUUCGCCGACUUUCCCCAAUUACCCCUCAUCCCCUUCCUCCGAACCUGCAAAAAGAAGGGAAAGAUCCACUCAAAUUCCCUAAAUCUCGAUCGGAUUUUCAUCCAUAUUACUCCAUUUCCCGAGUUUCGUUUAUUUUCUUCGUCUAAUCUCUACCGGUCCAGACCGCCGAUGGACGGAAUCGGCCGGACGGCGCCAUUGCAGCCUUCGGGAAACCCGGUAUCUCCCUUUAGUUUCAGUAACGAGUCGGCUCGCUCCGGGUCUUCCCUCGCCGCCAGCGGCAACCCAGAAGAAAUCUUGCACCUGAGUGUCAAUGGAGGACCGGAUGAGUCUAGCAGGUGGACGGAUGAGAAACAUGAUAUAUUUCUAAGUCUGUUAGAAGCAUCAUUUGUUAAACAGAUGCACAAGCCAAUGACCACCGAGCCCAGGUUCCAAGAUCAUGCUAAAGCAAAGACAAAUAUGUCCCAGAAACUGUGUACGAACAAGUGUAGAGCUUACAACCAGGCUUCUGUUGCACAAGAUCCCAGUUGGCACGAGAUCAAUAUAGAAAGGGAAUUGGCAAAUCAUGGUACUGCAUCCAUUUCUCAUGGUUCCUGCAAAGACAAACAGAUUUCUCUUUUCAGCCAUUCUGAUAUUCAAGUGCUGGGUUCUGAAGAAGGUUCAGGGCAAAACUUUGUUGAUGAAGGUAAUGAAGAAAACAUUACCAGAGACAUGUAUGCCCUUGAUCAUCAUCAAGUAAAGAUGAAAAUACUAAGUCCCUGAAAAAUCCAAUUUCUCAUCAUUCCAUCCCAUACUUGUCUUCUAGCUAGAUGGUCCCAUCUGAAAAUCCAGUAGCUCCUGCUUCUUCUCUUGAGCAGUAUGAGAGCUUUGUUGGGCCCUCCAUGUAUUACUGAGAUGUGAAAUAGUUUAUGAAAUCUCUAUUUUAAGUUUCAUCUUAUGCAUAUAUAAUUUCUUGUUCAAUUCAGUGUCAAUAUUUACAUUUUAGCUCAUUCAUUUCUCUAAUUAGAAAUUAGAAUCAUGAAGCCUUUUCGUGUGUGUGUGUGUGUGUGUGUGUGUGUGUGUGUGUGUGUAUAGUUUCAUGACUUUCAUCUUUCAUAUACGGUCCUGGGACUAGGCUCAGUGAGUGUGUGUCUAGUUAGAGGUCGCCAAGGUUUCGGUUUGGAACCGGACUCGGAACCUUAGGUUCCACAACUGCUCAUGAACGGGGACCGAUUGAAAUUGACAUGAAAGGGUUCUAAUCAAGGUUCUUACUUCUC
Molecule: messenger RNA, 1276 nt
Organism: Cuscuta campestris
Lineage: Eukaryota; Viridiplantae; Streptophyta; Magnoliopsida; Solanales; Convolvulaceae
Source: the annotation of a GenBank genome assembly